AUGAUUGAUGCCAAUGCGAGAUCAGGCUUUAAUGACAAGAUCCACGUCUUCGAGAAGGACGACAUCACCAAUGCCAACACUGGACUCUUUCGAGAGUUCCUUGCAGAACACAAUAUCUGUGUGCCCCUGCAACAUCUACACUACAUGAAGGAGAACACGCAACAUGGCUUCAUCCAAGUGAAGACUGUGAAUAUCGGAUCGACUACGUCCUCGUCCCCACAUCAUGGCAUGCUUCCUGUACCAAGUCAUGUAGCCUCGAUCAUUUGGACUUUGGGCAUGGGUGACCACAGGGCAAUGGCAGUAGAACUUCAGUGGCAUGGAACUACAGCCUUCACAUCAGAGCCCAGAUCUAGAGUCAAGUACGCACGCACCAAAAUUUCAACCACCUCACUUGAGGCUGAUCUUGAGGAAUACCAGCCGCUGCACUGGAAGACUGACAUUGAGACGCAGGUCGACCACUUCAAUGUGUUUGUCCAGACUACACUCCAACGACAGUGCCCAGUCGAUCGACAUGGACCUAAAAAGUCCUAUCACUUCGACCAUGUGGCAACUGCGGGCUCGGAAGCUACGUCUCCAAAGACAGACCAAGCUCAACAAGAAGAAACUAAAGCAGAACUUCAUCAAGUUGCACUUCAACUCCGGCGGGAUCUGACGGCCGCCAAACGUACACAUGUACAAGAGGCCAUUACCAGUCUUCCACCAGACAGUGCGGCGUCCAACAUCCUGAACACCCUCAAGCCCAUCAUUGGCCCCACCAAUCCGAAACUACGCAAAGUUUCGCCCUUGCCAAUGAUUUUGAAUGAACAGGGCAAACCAUGCGCUACGCCAGCCGAACUGAGUGACUGCUGGGCGAAUUUCUUUGGAUCCAUGGAGGGUGGGGAUCGAGUUUCAGACCAUGAUCUCCGACAGGACUGGCUGAGCAGUCUUGGUGACUUUAUGCAAUCAGAUCUGUCAUUGACACUUGAUGAUGUCCCAUCAUUGACAGAGUUGGAAGCAGCGUACAGACGGAGAUUGAAACUUCCUGAUGAUGCAUUGCGCGAUUUGCAAUACAUCUUACAACUCCCAGCAGCCACAGAGACUGCAGGACUUCCUUUGCAUCUUCGACGUGCUCUUCAAGCCCUGCACACAAACACUCACUUUCGGGUGAGAGGACAAGAAGAUACCACUCAUACGAGAAUUGGUAGCCGUCCAGGAGAUCCGUUUGCUGAUGUCGUAUUCGGCUACAUGUUCUCACGUCUACUUUCUGCAGUUGAACAACAUAUGCAAGAACAUGGCAUUUUGGAGACCAUCCAUGAUUCUGCAGCUCCAGGACUUUUUCCAGAACAUCCUCAACAGCACCAGGUAUGCAUGACCCACGGUGUCACUCCAAACCUCCAGAAGGGCAAAGCUGAGAUCCUCUUCACAUUCCGACACUCCAGAAGGGAGAUGAGAAAACGCAUUGCCAUUGGCAACAGUGCUUUCAAUGCACAUCGACGACUUCUGUUCCAGAAUCAAGAUCUGUCGACCACGAAACGCGCAGAGCUCUUCAUGACGCUUGUGAAUAACAAGAUCUCAUAUGGCACAGAGACCUGGGUGCUUGAUGAUUUGCAGUCCCAGAAGUACUUUCACAGCGCCAUCUUGAGACUCUACAAGCGCUUGCUGAAGAUUCCUCCAGAGCAGGCAGUCCAAGAUGAUGAGAUCCUGACUAAGAACUACUACGUCUGGCUCGCCUACGGUACAUUGGCUUGCUCUAGAAAUGCGAAGAGAUCACCCCAUGGGCUCUCCUGCGUGCUGACUUCCAGUGGACUCGCCAGAUACAAGCGGACCUACAGUGGCUUUGGAGGCUUGUCGACAACACGACCAAGCUGCCCAACCCCUGUGACCAUUUCCCAGCGUGGGAGUACGUGCUCCGCUACCAUCGCAGCUACUGGAAGACGCUUCUACAGCGAGGCCUUCAUUUGGUUCAGCUGCAUCGACAAGAUGACCUACUUUUGCGCCGACUUCAUCAUGAUGUCUUUGCGCAACUGGCUCAAUGGGGACCGAUCCCACAUGCGCCUAUUCGCCCACAUAUCCCAGUUGAACGUCAGAUUGGGCAUCAUGGCUGCAUGCAAUGUGAACUGCGAUGCAGGACCAAAGCUGGAGAAGGAGCUCAUCUUUUCAAAGAUCAUGGCAUUGUGGCCAGAGUACGCAUUGGCUCCCGUGACAACAAUCAGCGGAGAGCACAACAUGAUGACCUUCUACCAGCACAACAAGCAGAAGGGCUCAGACCCAGAAUGUCUACAGAGCAGACUUCGUGCCUGUAUUCAAACGCAUGCGAUUGGAUGGACUCUCAUGCUGAUCACACUCCAACAUGUCCUUGCGGCCUUCGAGACCCUCCAGGACUACGAUGUUGGAAUUUCACGUGAAGAUCUACGUGCCGCACUUUCUCAUUUGGCGGAGCCCUACGCAUGGAACUUCCUCACUGAGAUCACCUACGAAGCUGCUGAGCAUGACCAUCUGCAUCACCUUGAUCUGUAUGAACAAUGGUGCAGAGACUUUGCGAGCGCAUCUACAUCAUGGAAGCCAACUUUGUGCUGUCCGAGACCUUUCUUCCGAGAGCGUGUUGUGCUGCAUGCAUACUCGGGGAGAAGGAGACCGGGAGAUUUCCAGUGGUUUCUCGAUGCCCUAGGCAGGCAGCACAAACUUGAAGGUUUUUAUGUUGUGUCCCUUGACAUAGUCAUAGACUCUACAUGGGGUGAUAUCGGUAACCAAAAGACUCAAAGAUUUUGGCUGGACUCGAUUCGGUCUGGCUUCGUCAUUGGCUUCCUUGCUGGUCCUCCUUGCUGCACGUGGUCUAUAGCGAGAGACAAGAAGGUAGCCAACUCCAAUCGAAGGGGGCCCAGAGUAUUACGCAAUCGAGAAGCACUCUGGGGGUUUUGGUCGGUAUCUCUGAAAGAGAAGAGGCAACUCUUUGACGGGCAUUUGCUUUUGGGGUUCAGUCUGCAUGCAAUGGUUCUGCUAUCGUCUGUGCAAGGAUGUGGUGCACUUGAACACCCAGCAGAGCCAGCGGAGGAGAACGCUGCUAGCAUUUGGAGAUUGCCUUUGAUGCAGAUGAUCACCACACUUCCGGGCUUCCAACAUUUCCUCUUGGGAGCAGGCACUGCAAAGCGCACAGGAUUGCUUGCGCUCAACCUCUCCGACCUCCCGACAUUUCUUCGUGGCAGUGCAAUUUGUGCUCACAUUCAUAGGAAUCAGACCAUUGGAGUGGAUGAAGCUGGCCAAUUCAAGACAGCCAAGUUAAAGGAGUAUCCUCCUGCACUUUGUAAAGCUCUAGCAGAGGGAUUUUUCUCCAAUUUUCCAUUGUCCACAGAGACAAUGAAGGCGCCUCAUUUGCCUGCGGAGUUCAUCAACAGAUGCAAGCAGAUGACUUGCACUACCAUGGGCCAUGCAAUUUGCGCCGACUACACAGGCUCUUGA
Messenger RNA from Cladocopium goreaui, 3435 nucleotides. Lineage: Eukaryota; Dinophyceae; Suessiales; Symbiodiniaceae. The record is from the annotation of a GenBank genome assembly.